Zonotrichia albicollis (white-throated sparrow) is the source of this 1029-nucleotide messenger RNA. The record is from RefSeq and is a predicted model, not a curated record. NCBI's taxonomy places the organism in Eukaryota, Metazoa, Chordata, Aves, Passeriformes, Passerellidae.
AUGGUGAGGCCGCCCGGGACCGCCGCUGCCUCCGCCCGGGAUCGCCGCCGCCUCCCGGAUCACCACCGCCUGCCGGAUCACCACCGCCGCCGCCUGUGCGGAUCAGCCGUGCCCGCAGCCGCCGCUUCCUCCCGGCUCGCCCUGCCCGGGAUCACUUCCGCGGAGGGCGGGGAGCGCCGGGCCCAGCCCCCGGGAGGAACGGGGCAGGCCCGGAGCGGCGUGGCCGAACGGGGCGCACCGGGAGCUGCUCGAGCCCUGGUGUGUGGUUCUGUUCAGCUGCAGAAUGAAGAGGAGCCGGGCGAGGCCGUGCCGGUGGUGAACGACGCCCCUCCGCCCUACAGCAGCAUUUCUGCAGAGAACACAGCUUACUUUGACUACAAGGAUGAGUCAGGGUUCCCGAAGCCGCCGUCCUACAACGUGGCCACCACUCUGCCCAGCUACGACGAGGCCGAGAGGAGCAAGGCUGAGGCCACCAUUCCCCUGGUUCCUGGCAGGGAUGAUGACUUUGUGACACGGGAUGACUUUGAUGACACUGACCAGCUGAGGAUAGGAAAUGAUGGCAUUUUCAUGCUGACUUUCUUCAUGGCAUUCCUCUUCAACUGGAUUGGAUUUUUCCUGUCUUUCUGUCUGACUACUUCAGCUGCAGGACGAUAUGGGGCCAUUUCUGGCUUUGGUCUGUCUCUUAUUAAGUGGAUCCUUAUUGUCAGGUUCUCCACCUAUUUUCCUGGUUACUUCGAUGGCCAGUACUGGCUUUGGUGGGUCUUCCUUGUACUAGGUUUUCUGCUGUUUCUCAGAGGAUUUAUUAAUUAUGCAAAGGUUAGGAAGAUGCCAGAUACGUUUUCCACUCUUCCCAGAACCAGAGUUCUCUUUAUUUACUAAAGAUGUUUUCUGGCAAAUGUCUUCCUGCAUUAGAGAAAUCCCCCCCAAGAAGCAGCAGGACACCUGCAGGAAGUGAAUCAAGGCUCUGGAGCAGAAGAAAAAAUAAUCACCUGCUUUAAAAUAAAUAAAUAAAAGUACUGUUGGAAAAAG